Messenger RNA from Microstroma glucosiphilum, 2675 nucleotides. RefSeq lists its product as hypothetical. Bases 302 to 2521 code for a protein of 739 amino acids. The transcript has 3 exons. Lineage: Eukaryota; Fungi; Basidiomycota; Exobasidiomycetes; Microstromatales; Microstromataceae. The record is from RefSeq and is a predicted model, not a curated record.
AUACUGCGCUUCAUCGUGUCACGCAAGCCUAGGCUGAGUGUGGCUAUAACCUGUAUCCCCUACAGACGCACCACUCUUCCCACGCUCGCACCAGCGGGAGACUGGCAACUUUCAAGGAGGCAUUCCGACAGCAUAUACCUCGUUCCUACACGAUCAUCUUUUACGACGGCCGCCCUUCAAUCUUGACCAAGCCAAUCUUGAUCUGACCCUGCUUCCACUGAUACCGAGCGACAAAGAUACACGGAGAGUCUGCAAUUUGAUCGCGGCAGAGUCACUCGACUGCAGCUUCAGCAGCAUCCUAAUGCUGCCCGUCCCCUCUUUACCCAGAACGAGAGCGGCCGACUCUCCAGCUUCAUCGUCGCUACUGCUGACAACCAAGGCUCUGGUCGGCCGUGAGCCGCCUGACAGGACACUGGCCAGGAGAACCGGCCCUCUGAAGCCUCUCAGCGGGCUCAAAAGCCUCAACAUCGAGCUAAGCGAUGUCUGGUCUGCCGAUGCAUCGAAAGACAUUACUUUCUUGUCGGAACAGCCCGACUGCAUCGAAGAAGCUUCUGCCCUCGUGGAACAAAUACCUGUUGACAGCCCAGUGACGGUGAGGGACAUGGUACGAGGAUUUGGGAAAUUAGAUGAGGAGGAAGUCUCGUGCACAGCGCCUUUACAGCAGGGCAUCGCAAGUGACACUCCGUCACCAGUCCUAGAAACGAAAUGGAUGCCGGACCGUCCACCUGCUCGCCCAGAACACAAUGAAGGGGCUGAAGCAGAAUACGAUCUUGAGGGCGAUGGGGUUUUACAGGAACCGACAUUGGCGGAGGUGAAUCCAGGACAUGAAGCACGCAAAGUGUCACCCCUUCGACAUGGCUCUGGCGGGAGGGAUGACUCGCAGCAAGGGCUUUCAAUAGAUGACAUGAAUCGCCAAGAAGAGCGAGAGGCAUGUCAGGUCGUGUCAAGAUUCGACGGUGACCUCGAUUGCGAGAGUUCAGAUGCGCGACCGCUGCUGUUCGACAACGAUGGCUCCCCUCUACAUUUCCUAGAGUACAGAGACGAAGAGGACGUUGAAGACUCUCACUCUCUAUCUUCUAUACUGCCUCAAUGGGCUACCGAGCGUAGAGGAUGGAUGGACUACGUAGUCGAUGAGGAUGAAGAGCAGAUAGCGAUGCAGGGUGUGACCAGUCUAGAAGAUACAGGCGAAGGGCGUCCUAUAUCAGCAUCAACGCAAGCCCAAAUGAGAGACCCACCGGUCACACAACGCCCGGCGCCCGCUUUGCAGACCGAGACCUCAGCACAGAUACCCUGCCCAGUGCGAUCACAGGCGCAAUGUUUCCCUUACCCUCGCUCAAUUUGGAACAAACCCGAGGCUCCGGACUGGCAGGAGACUCGCAAACGCCAAGCGGUGGACAGCAUAGCCGCUGAGGAUGGAAAGCUUAUGGCAGUAGUGAAAAAGGUGCGGUCAGAACGCGCAGCUGCAUAUCGCGGAAGACUGAGUCCGAUCGAUAUGUACCUUCGGAUGACGGGCAAGGAAGUGCCAUCUACUAAGGAGGAGAUGACCAGCAAUCCAGGUGCCAUGCGGCCUAUUGAGGUACGUCCUCCUCAACAGGAGAAGGUUGACGAAGUUGAACACCCAGCCGAGGAGGACUCUCCUUCGGACCCUGCGGCAAGUCCUGCAGAGGGCUACCUUGCCCCUUCGCACACCCAUCACUACCUCGUGUCCCUUCGUGGUCUGCAGAAUCAUCGCGUCAUGUCUCAUCUGACCGGGAGGUGCAACGUCUCUCUUAUCGAGGCAACGGGAGUUCAGGACGACUGGGAGUGGGACCUUAUCCUCGACGCGACGAGCGCGGUGAGCCUCUUCAAGCUCUCUCUUCUCCCUGCUGCAAUGAAAGUCGACGACCGAACCCCUGGGGCUGGCUCAAAAGCCCUCGCUAGCGGCAGCGGGGGAGAUCUGACUCUCAAGCAAAUGCUACAGAGCGAGCGCUUCGACUCAUUUCUCGUAGUACUGGAAGCCUACUCCUCCUCCGGUCGCCAGGUGGAGCAGACUAGACCUCUGCUACUUGCGCAGGACGCCCUAAAGGAGUACAUCUCGCGGCAUCUGGGCUCAAACAAAAGCGUUACGAUUGAUGUGGUGCGGAGCCCCUUUGAAGCAGCAAUACGCAUCCGUCGCUGGGGUGAUGAACUGCAGGAGAAUGCCGCGCGGGAGGAUGAGGCGCUGUUGCGACAAGAUACACCGACGAGUGGGGUGAUGUUGACUCCGGCGAAGAUUUGGGAGGGUCGAGAAAGGUGGCUUUCAGAAGCUGCGUUGGAGAAGGGAGAGCGAGAACGCAGCCGUCUGCAGACACUGGGGCUCAAUAUCUUCGCCUCAACGAUCGUACUAGCGGUGCGCACGUCUUUGUCUGUCUUUCUCAAUGACCCUCCCGAGCGUCGGAGAGACGACUUUGCCUCUGUACUAGGUAGACCUCAGAUGAACAAGCUGAAUGCACGCUUGAAGAGGGAGGAAGGUCUCAGAAGACCCGAUGGCGAGGGUGCAUGACUCUCUGUAUUGACUAUUCAACUGCACUCGACAGUUACUCUUUCUCCUAAUUCGCAGUCGUCUUGACCCUUUUCCUCUCCCGGCCUUCCUCUUCGACUUCUGCCUGCUCCUGCUCCUGCGGUGGUGCAGCGACUUGUACCGAACCUUUCACAUC